Megalops cyprinoides (Indo-Pacific tarpon) is the source of this 4435-nucleotide messenger RNA. Its product is annotated as protein-L-isoaspartate O-methyltransferase domain-containing protein 2. Gene Ontology annotation, biological process: protein modification process. The record is from RefSeq and is a predicted model, not a curated record. Gene Ontology annotation, molecular function: protein-L-isoaspartate (D-aspartate) O-methyltransferase activity. The coding region runs from base 216 to 1379 and encodes 387 amino acids. Gene Ontology annotation, cellular component: cytoplasm. The transcript is spliced from 7 exons. NCBI's taxonomy places the organism in Eukaryota, Metazoa, Chordata, Actinopteri, Elopiformes, Megalopidae.
UCAAUGUUUACAUCCAGCAUUGUGCUGGCCCUGAAUGUUUCUGAACAAAAGCUUGGGAAGAGAUAGAAAACGCAGAGGGAAAUAUUGUCAUUAUCCAAAGAAACGACCUCAAAUCAACACGUGCUCGAUUUCCAAUUUGAUAUUACGUAGGUAGCUGUUGCUAACAGAUCAAAGACAGAAGGCCCUCCUAGUCCAGCCCUCUCACUCCGGCCAAGAUGGGUGGAGCUGUGAGCGCCGGGGAGGACAACGACGAGCUCAUCGACAAUUUGAAGGAGGCACACUACAUCCGCUCUGAGAUGGUGGAGCAGGCCUUCCGGGCCAUCGACCGCGCGGACUACUACCUGGAAGAGUUCCGUGAUAACGCCUACAAGGACCUGGCCUGGAGGCACGGCAACAUCCACCUGUCGGCCCCCUGCAUCUACUCGGAGGUGAUGGAGGCCCUGGACCUGCAGCCGGGCCUCUCUUUCCUUAAUCUGGGCAGUGGCACUGGCUACCUGAGCACCAUGGUGGGCCUCAUUCUGGGUCCAUUUGGUGUGAACCAUGGGGUGGAGCUGCAUGCAGAUGUGAUAGAGUAUGCCUACCAGAGACUGGAUUUCUUCAUCAAAACAAGUGACAGCUUUGACAAGUUUGAGUUCUGCGAGCCGUCCUUCGUGGUGGGGAACUGUCUGGAGAUCACUCCGGAGAGCAGGCAGUACGACAGGGUUUACUGUGGGGCAGGGGUCCAGAGGGAGCACGAGGACUACAUGAAGAACCUACUGAAGGUGGGGGGCAUCCUUGUCCUGCCCCUGGAGGAGAAGCUGACCAAGAUAACCCGCACGGGGUACAACACCUGGGAAACCAAGAAGAUCAUUGCCGUGUCCUUUGCUCCGCUGGUGCUGCCAAAGAACAGAGAUAAUGGAAAAUCCAAAGUAGUUCCACUGCCAGCAAUGUUCGAAGUGCGAACCCUGCAGGACUUGGCGCGUAUCGCCAUCCGCCACACCCUGAAGAAGACAGUGGGGCAGGAGCGGGGGCGGGGCGGAGGAGGGGGCAGGGGCGGGAUCGGAGGCCCGUCCAAGAACGGCCCACGGUUCAAGCGGCGGCGCGUGCACCGGCGGCGCAUGGACUCGGUGCUGCUGGCCAACAAGCACAUGUUCCUGAACCGCAUGCUCCCCGGCCCCAUGGACGACAACAACAACUGCGAUGGCGCCGAGGAGGAGCGGGCGGACGAGGGCGGGCUGGGUGGCGCGGCCGAAGAUGAAGAGGAGGAGGAGGAGGAGGAGGAGAGGGAGAGCGGAGAACUCAGGUCCGAGCCGGCCGUCAACAUAUUGCGAGAGAGGAUCCUCAGCUUGCCCCUUCCCGAGCCUCUCAAAAUGUACCUGCUCUACUACCGUGAGAAAUAGGGGCUUCCCGCCACCACCCAUCCAGACUAGAGUUUAUUCCAGCGGCAGAGAUGAAUAAGUCCACAGUUUGCCGACUAAGACCCCCGGCAGGUGCGGCGACCUAUGUAAGCAAAUAAGCCCCCCCCCUUUUUUCCAAAUGAGUCCCUCUGAGUCUCAUUUCGUCCUUGCCAUCUCAAGAUGCAAAAAGAACGUUAGUUUUGACAGUGGGGUGACUUGCAGUGGUUAGAUUGGAAUUACUGUCAUUUGCUUUACUAUCCUUUCAGCAAAGUCCUCUUUUUGUGCAAUGUAAAGUUUGGUUUGCCCAGGUGAUGUCAGUUUAAUUUAUGACACUGUUGAACUUGAUGGGGGGGAGCUGCAUGGUCUUGACUUAUAUCUGAUGGAAAUGGUCGGAGGAGCCUUUAAAGGGUGGAGUCCAGAUCAGGAACCCCUCUGCACCCACCACCUCCCACCUUCCUUAUCUCUGCAUGGGACUUGCUUUGUGUAGCACAUUCUAAACUCUAAUUGAAAACACAUUGGUGAGAUUUCCAUAAUGUUUAAAUCCCCCAAAAGUAUGCUGUACACAUCUUUUUUAUGUAUAAAGAUUCCUGGAAUUGCAGUUCUGUAUGUAAAAUGCAGUGGAGGAAAGAAAGCUGGCUAUUCAUUAACUGCCUCCAUUUUGGGGUAGCUGUCUCUGUGAAGGAGGCCAGUGUUAGCAUACUCUUAUUACAAUUCUCUCUGAGUGUUGAAUAGGGAUAGAUUGACCUUAAAGACUACACAUCCCAUAAUCCCGUUGGAUAGAAAAAAAGAUCAUCUGUCCUUAUUGAGAUCAGUUGAGAGCUGAGAGUAGUUCUGGUUGACAGUGUCUGGUGAACAGUGUGGUCUUGUGAAAGGGAGCAAGUUAAACGGUAUAUUUCUGUAAAUAUGGUGAGAGAGAAAGAGUUUACUGUAUGUGAAGAGAUUGCCAAAAUAAUGUUGAAUGUUGUUCUUUGGCACCUUGAGCAGGGCCACUUUUGGUUGUUCAAUGUGUGUUGUUGUGUGGGUGAGGAAAGACUGGAGUAUGUUAAGGUUACUCAUUUCUGAGAGUGAAUAACUUCCGGAAUGGCCAAUGGUCUUGAAGGCUGAGAAAAAAUUGACUGAAGGCCAUGUCUUUUUUUCGUUCUCUUUUGUUUUUGCCUGCGUGUAAUGAAAUUAGACAGUGUUCCUCACAACCAAAGGUGUUAAAGUUGAAACUUUCCUGAAAUAAAAAAUACAUAAAAGCUAGCUAAAACUACAGGACUUGAUUGAUUUUUAAAAAUAUAUAUAUUAGAACUUAUAAUAAACCAAGUGUAGCAAGGAAUCAAAAAAUGCUCACAAAUAAAUAUAGAUCUAAGUAACACCGGCCUGCGUCUUCCCUGGUAUCUUGUGCCUCCCAGAUCUGCACUUUGGAGUUUAAAUAAUGUUACCAUUCUGCUGAGGCAGUGGCAGUGUAUGCCUGGCACAUUCCAUUCAGUCAGUCAGUUAUCAAUUUAAAAGUCAAAUAAUCGAAGCUUACCAGUGCCACACAAAAACGGCUAAGUUAAUCAUUAAACAAUUUCCCAAUGUCCUAAAAAACUAUUUAAAUAAGAUGCACAUUCAUAUAACGGGUAACUGUGCAAACACACAUUACUACUCCAAUUAAAAAAAUGUUGCACUAGGUGAAAAGUUAUUCCUUGAUACAGACAGGGAAAAGGAAAGAUUCCAGCUUUUCCAGACCCUUCCUUUGUCACACAGUCACCUCAGCUAAUGAAAGCUGCCAAGUUUAUAUCGGGUUGAAGAUCUGACCAGACCAUGAUGGGAGUAGAAUGUUGAAAGGUGGAGUGGCGCUGUCCUCAGCUUCGGCUGUGUGAGACUGAGGUGGCAGUUCUGAUGUGCAUUUGUAAUCACGACACAUUCCUUGGUGGUAAAUACCUGGGAGUUCAGCUGUCUGCACAGGUGAUAUGUGAAGUCUGGUCUCUCACCGCCACUGACCCAGUCGUUCACAGCUGAUGUAAGAACAGGUUGUUGAUGUACCGUUGCUCGCGGGCUGGAUGCUGGUUACCCAGACCGUUCUGGCUCUGCUUGUGGUAACAUACCUUCCUUUACUGAAUACUCUGACUGCGGGUGAGCAUGUGUGUGUCUUUGGUGCUACUUUUGCGAGUGUAUGUUCAUGAAACAGGAGGCCUACAACUGCUAUUGGCCAUAGAUUCAUUUGUCACAACAAAGAGCGCAGUCGCAGUGAGAGGUGAAUUUUGGGUUUCAUUUUCCUUUUGUAAUUGCUGCUCACUGCAUCAAGAAAGCACAGUGUAAUCUUUUUUUGUUGUUCAGAAGAGCCAACAUACAAUUAAGAACGUUUGCUUGAUAACUGCAGUUUUUGACUGUUUUGCUUGGUCACUGAAAUCAGAUUGUGGAAAGGAAGUAUAUUUCCAAGGGGUCUUGAUUUUUCCCAGUAUUAUACUGCUGCCCAGAAUAUAUCUAUGUAUCUUUUGCCUUGCACGAUCCGUUUAUGAGAAAGAAAUUUAUAUCUUCAUUUCUGUUGACAUUUCAUCUUCUCUUUCUACCAUGGGAAGCACAUCCCAUAUUGACCAGCAUUACUAAAGAUGUGAAAAGAAAACUGUAAGAAGUGCUUAUACAGACUCUUUGAGAAAACAUUUCAUAGGCAGAAUGUGUAUAUUUUUUGAUUUUGAUUUUCAAAAAAAAGAUAGAUGCAACAGCUAAUUCUCUGCACUUACAACCAUAUUUCCUUAUCAUUUGAAGUGGGUUUAGUGUACAUCUGAAUACAUAUUAAAGCGUGGUGUUUAACUAAUAAUACAACUGGGUUUGAGGAAAAAAAAACUUCUGACAUACUGACCACCGAUCUUUAUUCAUUUUCAAAUAAGCUGUUCUAAUAAGUGUAUUGUCAGUGCCAAAUGUAACCUGCGUGGACCCUGCAUUUCAUAAGAAACCGUUCCUACAAUUUCUCUGUUUGUACUGUAUCUUUAGGGUUUUCAAAAGUUUUUGCUGAUUGUAAAUGUUGUACUUCUGCACAUAUAUCAUGUGUAAUGGAAGAUGUUUUAUUGGCUGCUGUUAAUAGAAUUAAAUAA